Molecule: messenger RNA, 1197 nt
Organism: Triticum dicoccoides
Lineage: Eukaryota; Viridiplantae; Streptophyta; Magnoliopsida; Poales; Poaceae
Product: dnaJ homolog subfamily C member 17-like
Exons: 4
Coding region: 129-1028 (299 amino acids)
Molecular function (GO): RNA binding
Source: RefSeq, a predicted model, not a curated record
CACCCAAACCCAAACCGGCUCGCACGCUUUUCUAGGGUUGGCGCUUCCCAGAUCUCGCCGGCGCCAUCUUACCUUCCCGUCGGAGAGCCCUCGCCGAACCGACCGGUCCCUCCUCCGCCCUUCCCCUCAUGGCGGCGGUGGCGGACGUCGACCACUACGAGGUGCUCCGGCUGCCGUCGGGCGAGGAGGGCGAGGCGCUGAGCGUCGAGCAGAUCGACAAGGCCUACCGGGCGCAGUCGCGGCUGCGGCACCCGGACAAGCGCCCCGACGACCCCGCCGCCACCGCCGACUUCCAGGGCCUCGUCACCUCCUACAGGCUCCUACGCGACGAGUCCCUCCGCCGCCAGUUCGACGCCCGCCUCCGCGCCCGCCGCGGGGCCGCCGCCCGCGCCGCCGCCACCGGGGUCAAGCGGCGCAGGGCCGUGUCGGACCUGGAGGAGCGCGAGCGCGCCUUUGCUGCCCGUGCGGGAGCGGGACCGGCCUUCGACCCCGCGCAGCUGGCCAGGCGGGAGGAUAAGCGCAAGGCUGCGGACGUUAAGCGCGAGCUGGAGGACUUCUUCAGGAAGUCCGUCGCCUCUGGCUCUGCUUCCACUUCGGCACAUGGAGAUAACAAGGGUGGAACCCCAGAUAACAGAACAAAAACUGACAAGGGGAAGGUCUUGAAGGUUUCAUGGGAAGGGGGUGCAGAUUACUAUACUGCUGCAAAGUUGGAUGAGAUCUUUAGGCAAUUCGGCGAGGUUGAAGACAUUGUUAUCAAGACCAGGAAAUCAAGGAGCAAGGGUUCAGCAAUUGUUGUGAUGGCUUCCAAAGUGGCGGCUCAAACAGCACUGAAGAACCAUUCUGUGUACAACGUCUUCCUAGUCCCAUUAAUGGUUGCUCCCAUCGAAGAAUUGGUUGGGUCACCAGCAUUCGCAGCUCCAACAUCUGAACCGAGGGCAAGCAACGUUGAUGGAACUGGAUUCAGUGAUAUGGAGGCAUCGGUGUUCCGAAAACUUCAAGAGGCCCAGAAAAGGAAGCAAUGUGCAUAAUUGGUGCUUCGCGCAAGAUGUACCAACAUAGGCAGGACAUUGGUUGUCGCAAAUCACAACAGCGGGUGAUCAUCAGAACAAUUCAGUUACAAAGUUGAAAUAAUUUUUCUAAUUUUUGUUGCUGAUGUAUUAUUGCGAGUUACUCACAUGAUGGGCCCAGUUUGUGCCA